AUGCUCUCUCUCAUCGCCGCAAACACCUGCAUCCCCAAAUCUCAUCACCACUCUUUCUCGCGCUUGAGCGGUCCUCUUCUCGUCCCUCCUCCGAUUAUCGUGCGUAAUCCCUGGAGAAAGGGUAAAAUUUACAGGAAAUCCGUCGUUUUAUCCUGCCGGAGUUUCGGUUUUACUGAAUCGAGGAAAAAAAAUCUUGAAAGCAAUUGGCGUUGCUGGUGCAAGCGAGGCGGAGGGGAAUGGGGUGACGUGGAGUUGGAGGAGGAGAUUAUGAAAUUCAUGGCGAAAUCGGAGAAACCGACGAUGUUCCCGACGAAGAAGGAGCUGAUUGGUGGCCGGCGAUUGGAUUUGGUGGAGGCUAUUGAGAAGAGAGGUGGGUGGUACUCGCUAGGUUGGGACGGUGAAGACGUGAAAGGUCACGUUGAGGAAGAAGCAGUUGAGAUUGAUGUUGCUAUUACCGAGUUCCAGAGGCGAGUCGGAAAGUUUAAAGAAAGUGCAUCUUGGGGAGAGCAUUCUGGAAAUUUUUCUGCAGGGGAUGACUGUGAACUUCAUUCGAAUUCUGGUGAUUUGGAUUUUCUGCAGCUGAAUGCUUCAACAUCGCUGGAAAAAUCGAUAGAAAUGGAUGCUGAAGAAGAUUUGGGCAUUGAAGGUAUAUUGAGUAGAUUGGAGAGGCAGAGGAAGAGCGAUCUUGGGUUUAACUUAGGGAAAAAUGGAUAUGAUGCCCGUGCUGGAAGUAAAGAUGUAAACACUGCCAGGAUUGGCCUUGGCGGAAACGGCAGACUCGCAUCUAAUGUAAACCAAAAUGACAUAUCGGAUACAUAUGGCACCAAUUCUACACAAAAUAAUGAACCAGAAACUUGGAGAACUUGGAGCAGCCAGCGAGCUGGAUUUCAACAUACAAAUUUUGAAGCUGCCGAGAUUUCUCUCAGCAAGGAUAGCGCAGAAACUGAUGAGGAAAGUUAUCACGAUGGUAUUUUCGUGAAAACAGAAGAAUAUGCAGAGGAUGGGUGCAACUACAAAGAGCUUAACCACAAACAGAUACGAACUCGUCUUCAGCAACUAGAAAGUGAGCUCAACACAGCUCUUUAUUCCUUGAGAUCUAAACGGGAGGAAAACAUUUCAGAGGAGGUAAGCGGAAGGCCUAGCGAUUUGCAGGAUCUUUACGAUACAUGGGAAUUUCAGGAGAAUGACGUCAUGAGUGCCAAGGAGAGAUUGAGAUCAAUAAGAGUGAAGCUGGCUGUAUUAGAGGGGAAAAUGGCAUUAGCAAUAACUGAUGCGCAGAAGGCAGUAGAAAGGAAGCAAAAGCGGAUAGAUGGAGCCCGUAAAGCUUUGCAACUUCUCAGGAACACGUGCAUUGUGUGGCAUAGUUCGGCUUCUGAGGUUUUCUUAGCAGGAUCUUUUGAUGGAUGGACGUCUCAGAGAAAGAUGGAGAAAUCAAGGACUGGCAUCUUCUCAAUUUGCUUAAUGCUGUAUCCUGGUAGACAUGAGAUCAAGUUUAUUGUUGAUGGCAAAUGGAAAGUCGAUCCCUUACGGCCCAUCGUGAAAAAUAACGGAUAUGAGAACAACCUUCUUAUUGUUACUUGA
Molecule: messenger RNA, 1581 nt
Organism: Striga hermonthica
Lineage: Eukaryota; Viridiplantae; Streptophyta; Magnoliopsida; Lamiales; Orobanchaceae
Source: the annotation of a GenBank genome assembly